GGGCGUGGCCCAGCAGAGGUGGCGGGAUCGGGCUGAGUCGGCGGGCAGUGCCAGACCCGGGUGUAUGGAGAGAGCGGGCUGAAGCGGGAAUUCGGGCAGAUAUUAAUUUAUUGAGAUAUUUUAGAGGUUUUAGACAUGGGUUUUGUUGAAAAUAGGAUAUCCAGAAACAGCGUCAUGCAUUUCAGCCGUCAGCUCUGAAGCUGUCCAACGGGUUCAUCCUACCGGAGGGCAAGCUGACCCCCAACACACUGUUCGUUGGGGGAAUCGACAUGAAGGUGGAGGAAAAUGAGAUCCGGGACUUCUUUGCUCGAUACGGUGCGGUGAAGGAGGUCAAAAUCAUCACCUAUCGUGGGGGCAUCUGCAAAGGGUACGGUUUUGUUUACUUCAGCGAGGAUGUUGACAUCCAGACGAUCGUUGAACAACAGAUCUCUUUUAAAGGGAAGAAACUCAAACUGGGCCCUGCCAUCAUGAAGGAGCGGAGUUCUCGUUCUCUCCAGUCCCCUCUGAUUGGUCCCUCUCAGUGGGUGUGCCCCUCCCCCUGCAUAUACUGUACUUGCUCCAGUCCUGGCAUGGCCCCUCCCUCGCCCGUUUACAGUGGAGGUAGUCAGUAUCUACAGCCCUAUUCUUACUCCAGCUUUCCAGGAGUGAUGAUCCCACAGGUCCCAGUGAACUACACACAGUCAGCCUACACUUACCCGUAUCCCAUACCGCAGUGGUGUGGUGACCAGAGGACAAGACUUUUCAAUCAGAACUAUGUGGACUGUGGGGUUCAGACCUUACUGACUCUCCUAUAAUCCAUUACCAUUCCAGGUGUGGACUGUUUUUUUUUCUGGGUCAAGACCCAUUGAGCCAGAGGUGGACAUUGUGAUGGAAAUGGCAGGAAUUUGUGAGAGAAAACAAGAUUCUCAGGAUUCUACCUCUGGUGUGCCUUCAGUGUGUGUGGACGCGUGUGUUUUCAGACUCAAAAAAAGGACAAAAUUAAAUUAAACCUCAGGCUGGACGAUGUGGCCGUUGGACAGCAGGUCAGCCAGAAUUAUGGUCAUGUGGUCACACUUCUAACCAAAGGCUGCCUACAGCGUUGAGGAGGUACACGAGCUCUUCUGCUCUGAAACACACUUUACACACACUGCUCUUCACCCUUUUCGUCAGUUUAUUUGUACUGUGUGUUUUUGUUUGUCGUACCAAACCUUUAAAACACUUUUAAGCUCACAGGUAUGUAUAUAUAGUUUACGUUGACAGCUGUAUGUGGGGGCUUAUUUGGCUUAUUUUGGGUUUGGUGCACCUCUGUCGCUCUCUGAAUGUGCGUUGAUGUUGAGGAGAGGCGACGGUUCUCGAGGCUUCUGUUAACUGUUCAGGAAAUUCAGUUUAAUUCAGUUCAGUUCACUUUAAUCAAUUUCUUGUGCAUAUUCAUUCAGGCAGGCAGCAUUGUCUUAUCGAUUUACUUCUAACCUCACAACAUUGUACACUUGAUAUUUUUUUUUUUUAUGCAGGUAUGUAUUUAUUAAUUACUUAAUUUAUUAAUUUUAUUUGGUCAUUGACCACAAUUACUCCUGUCACAUUUUGAGUAUUUUCUUAUUUUCUCAAUUGUUUGUGAGAGCAAGGGAAAAAAAGAGAGUGGCACGUUGGGUUUGUGUGAAUGUUUUGUUUCACUGAGUAAUGGAAUAGGGUUGCUUCAAGUUGAAUCACAUUUUGAGGUUUUGUUUGAUUGAUUGGUGUGGGAAGGGUUGUGGUGGCGUUCGUUGGUGGAAGAUUUAUUUUUUAUUUUAUUUAAGUGCACUGCAUGCAUUUCCCAAAGUUUUUUUAUUAUUAUUAUUUAUUUGGUUCAUGUAAAAAAAAAUAAUAAUGUCACAGAUUUGGUCAUUUUUGGGGAUUUUUUUUUUUUAUUUUUUUUAAUGUUCAGGUUUGGCCUUCUCAUUGAUUUAUUUUCUCACAAGUGUUGAUUGGUAUGUUGUUAUUUAACAGUUUCAGUACCAAAUCAAACACCAUAAAGUAUUAGGUAUGGCAUUUGCUAGAUUACUUUUUUGCAUCUCCCAUGGCCUCAUGGGAACUGUUGUUUCUGCUCUGGUCGAUGGCAUUAGUCGAUCAUUGUGGUUUCGGUUCAGAUGUAAGCUGGUUAAACGUGUUAAAAGGUUUGGCGUCUUGUCUUGUUAAAAAAAAAUAAAGUUAAAGUUAAAUAAAGUAAGUAAAUUAAAUGUU
Messenger RNA from Astyanax mexicanus (Mexican tetra), 2196 nucleotides. It is a transcript of the gene dazl, whose product is annotated as deleted in azoospermia-like. The record is from RefSeq and is a predicted model, not a curated record. The transcript is spliced from 10 exons. Gene Ontology annotation, molecular function: mRNA 3'-UTR binding. NCBI's taxonomy places the organism in Eukaryota, Metazoa, Chordata, Actinopteri, Characiformes, Acestrorhamphidae. The coding region runs from base 270 to 794 and encodes 174 amino acids.